Messenger RNA from Rubroshorea leprosula, 1452 nucleotides. Lineage: Eukaryota; Viridiplantae; Streptophyta; Magnoliopsida; Malvales; Dipterocarpaceae. The record is from the annotation of a GenBank genome assembly.
AUUAGCUACUUAGCAGCUUGCUCUUUCUUCCAAGAUUUUCUGAUGGAUAAAGAUGGUCUAAAAUCAACAUGGAAGAUGCAUGACAUUAUGCAUGAUUUUGCACGGUUUUUGAUGAUCAACAAUGGAAUUGUGAUUGAGGUCAACCCAGAAGGCAAUUCAACAAUGGAUUUGCCUUCAAGAAAAGCUCGUUAUUUGACAGCAUGUAUACCAGAAGGGCAAUGUCUUCCUACUUCCAUUUAUGGUGCUGAAAAGUUGCGCAGCCUUAUGAUCAUUUCUGGGGAGAAUGCAAUAAUCAAUGAGGCUGUGCGAAUCAUUUUUAAUCGAGCAAAACAGCUAAGGUUGGUGGAUUUUGGUUGCCAUAAUAUUGAAAAUCCUGCAUGUGGGUUCAACACAAGGUUUGCAUCCAACCUAAAACCAAUUGGCAAUAGGUGGAGUAGCCCUCCUUGUGGAGUAGCCCUCCUUGUAUUUAACCCACAAGCUUAUUAUUUUUAUACUCGAUGUGGAUUUUCCCACUUAACACAUAAUGCAUCAAUGGAUACAAUUCCAAAAGAAAUAGGGAAUUUGAUCCAUUUGAGGCACAUUAACUUGAACGAAAGUAAAAUAAAAGGAUUGCCCAGAUCCUUGUGUGAGUUACAUAAUCUUCGAUAUUUGAAUCUCGAAAACUGUGAAUCUCUUGAGAAUUUGCCAGAUGAGGUAGGGAAUUUGAUCAAUUUGACGCACAUUAACUGUAGUGGAAGUAAAAUAAAAGGAUUGCCUACAUCUUUGUGUAAGUUACAUAAUCUUCAAUAUUUGAACCUCGACAACUGCAAAGCUCUCGAGAAUUUACCAGAUGAGAUAGGGAAUUUGAUUGAGUUGAUACAUCUGGAGACUCUUCAUUGCUACAAGUUAGCUUGCUACCCCAAAUCAGCUAGGAGAUUAAGAAAUCUUAGGCAAUUACGUGGGAUCGUGCUCAGAGCUGAUAGAAAUGACCCUGAGGAAUUCACUCUUGGAGACAUGGAAAACUUGAACCAACUUUGUGAACUUUUCGUGGUACUGAAAGGAAAUGCAGUAGAUGAUAGAGAGCUUAAAAGAGCCAAAUUUGAAAAAAAGAUAUAUUUAAAGGAAAUCAAGGUGGAGUGACAAGGUAUUCCUUUUUUUUGUUUUUAGUUUUUCUGUUAAGCUUUUUUAUUUUUUGGUACAUGAAAUGAUGGUAUAUGUACAUAAAUAAAUAAUUCCUUUUUUUUUCAAUUUUUUUUUUUUUCACUUGACUUAAGUUUGAACUUUAAACCAAUAAUUGGAUCAAUCUCAAAAUCUUAACCAAUUCUCUCUAAGGGUUUUGAAUACAUCUCAUGGACUAUACACUUGUACUAAGAUGAAAUGAUAUUUAAGGUUGGAUUGGAUUUCAUGUGAGGAAAAGAACUUCAAAAUCCUAUUUCAUAUUAUUACCUUUUUCCAUAAAAAAUGUUACGAUAU